Schistosoma spindalis is the source of this 5083-nucleotide messenger RNA. NCBI's taxonomy places the organism in Eukaryota, Metazoa, Platyhelminthes, Trematoda, Strigeidida, Schistosomatidae. The record is from the annotation of a GenBank genome assembly.
UAAUAAUAAUAAUAAUAAUAAUACCCACUUAUUACAAGGAGAACCCUUUACCACCUGUUACACCAUAACAGAAUAAAUAUGCAAAGUCUACAUGUGAACAAACGAGGAUAAACUCAAGUAAUACAAAAAAACGAUGAUCAGGUAAAUAGUCAUGUCAACAGCUCUCGGAUUUCAUUGUACAAUACAUUGAGAUCAUUAUGAAAGCGUCAGUAACCCAGUUUUUUUGUAUGUGGACAAUUGUUUUUUUUUUUUAAAAAAAAAAGCCAAGCCUACGUGUAUGAUCGAUUUUCACUUGUCUAUUUAUCAAUAUUCAUUAAAUGUACACGUUAUUUUCGAUUGAUUAUCCAUUUUGCUGACCAUUUACAUUAUGGUUAUUGAGGUUAAAGAGUGUGUACACCAACACCAACACCAACACACACACACAUAUACACACUUUGUUUCGUUAUUAUUAUCAUUACAAUUGUGUAUUGAAUCACACAACUAACAAAUUGUAGUAAUUCACUUGGAUUAAACUAACUUAGACACAUACCCUUUUGACAUUAAAUGGUUGAAUAUAAAUCAAUAGGAAAAUCUGAAUUUUUCUUUUUUUUUUUGGUUUUAGUUGACAUUCAAGGGCAAAUCUCUGUAAUAUUGAUGGAAGUAUUAAUUAAUAAGAGAUUGGAAUGACGGUAUCACAGAUAGUAUACAAACCUAUAAUUGAUUGUAACAUUAUUGAUAAAUCGAUUCCGAAUCCUACACAGAGAAUGUCACAAUAUGUAGUGAACAGAACACCGAUGGGCGGGGGGGGACAAUCGACAGGAUCUGACAACAGAUUACAGAAUUUCUUAAUAAAAUCUAACAACCAUAUAGUAAAUGCUCAAUUUGCAAAAUGACCAUCAAUUGUCUUAAAAUGGCUCAGACUUCAUUGUUCUUGUAUUUUCAUACAAAUUGUAAUCUGUUUCGAUUGUUUACUGUUCGAUCUUCUUGUUUCUCUGCUGCCAAACAUUGUAUUCACAACUAACAUCACACACUACUUAUGUCUAUAUUAAGUAGCACACACCAAAAAUACAUCUAAAAAUGGCACAAAUGCUAAUUAACAUGAAAUUUGCAUCAAAUAAGGAUUCCUAAUGAAGAUUUCGUAUUGUAAUAUUACCGAAUGAUAGAAUUCCCAAAGAUUUCACUGAAACACUGAGUUUAACCGAGGAGACUUAUUUUCUUCAAUGUAUAAUAUUGCUAUGAAAAACCUACAAUCUUUAAAUAGUUUCUGUGUUUAGCGAAAGCUUAUAUUAUUCAGUGUCCAUAUGAAUAAUAUUACUUUUGAAAUUAUCCGGUUACCAGUAUAGGGUUGUGGUGAUGGUUGAGUUUCACUGAAAUCAUGAAACAAUCAAUCAUUGAAAACCUAGGAGCACUGAACAACCGUUCAGUCUUAGUAUGGGACUCCUCAACAACGCCCAUCGGUUCAUCAUUUCACUGAAACUCAAGAAUAUCCACAAUCCUAUACUGAUAAUUAUCAUUUAUUCACUACUGACUAGCUUAGAGAUGGAAUGCUCGAAGUUCUGGUGAGAAACUGUGACCAGUAAGGUUCAACCAUGUUAGGUAUGAGACAGUUAUUCAUCGGGGACAAUAGAAGAUCGUCAUGCAAUAUUGUAGAUUGGUUAAAGUUAAACAUCAACACCGUUCGGUGCCAGCCCAGGAGUCUAAAGAUUAGGCAUUCACGCGCGAGACCGAAAGUGAUCGGAGUUGUAAAUAUUCCAUUGAAAUUGGAUUUGUAUUUAUCCUCUUGUUGUCAAUCUGUCCCUGUUGACAAACGAGUACUUCAACAUAUUCGAAUUGUUUACAAUAAUAAGUUUUUACUUUAAAUAAUAUGAAAUUCAAAACAUGAGUUUCAUCCAAUUUCCUAUUCAUCAUAGUUGAAUACACUUAUACCUCAAUGUUGACAGGUAUUAAAAUUCAAAUCUCAAUGAGCCUAUCCAAAUCGGAAUGUAUAUGUAAAUGGAUUGAAUCCAGAACUCCGCCUGGAGUCCCUUCCCGGGGGCUACUGCCGGUCCAAAGCCCGGAUAAAGGAGGAGGGUUGGGCAUGGGGUUAGCGACCCCAUCCCGUAGAAAACUAACUCGCUAAAAAAACGCUAACCAGAAAAAAUUAUUCAAACCAUUUAAACUCUGCCCUGGGAGUCAGGAGGUCUUCGUUUAGAAGAAUUAUGACGCCUCAUGAUAAAAGCCGAGUUUCUUCGGAAGUCACGAGGCCGAUGCCCCUUCUGACAACCAGAGCAACCAUUUACUUAGGUACAUGGAAUGCUCGCACAAUGUGGGAGACUGGGAGAGUUUUCCAAAUUGCUGCAGAAAUGAGGAGAUACAAUUUAGAGGUGCUUGGGAUCAGUGAAACACAUUGGACGCAAGUUGGACAACAACGACUAGCUUCAGGGGAGCUGCUGAUAUACUCCGGACAUGAACAAGAAAAUGCUCCACAUACACAAGGAGUUGCAUUGAUCGUGUCCAAACAAGCACAAAAUGCACUUAUAGGAUGGGAAUCUCAUGGACCAAGGAUCAUCAAAGCCUCCUUCAAAACAAAGAAAACGGGCAUUACAAUGAACGUCAUCCAAUGCUAUGCGCCUACCGACGAAUACAAUGAAGAUGCUAAAGAUCAAUUCUACGAUAGGCUGCAGUCAAUCGUCGAGAAGUGCCCAACAAAAGACCUGACUAUUCUGAUGGGAGACCUAAAUGCCAAGGUUGGAAUUGACAACACCGGAUAUGAAGAGAUCAUGGGACGACACGGACUGGGAGAAAGGAACGAAAAUGGUGAGAGAUUUGCAAAUCUAUGUGCCUUCAAUAAACUGGUCAUAGGCGGGACUAUAUUCCCACAUAAACGCAUACACAAAACCACAUGGACUUCACCGGAUCACAGCACACAGAACCAAAUCGACCAUAUCUGCAUCAACAAAAAGUUCAGGAGGACGAUGAAGGACGUGAGAACAAAUAGAGGAGCUGAUAUAGCAUCAGAUCAUCACUUGCUGGUCGCCAAGAUGAAAUUGAAACUCAAGAGGCACUGGACAACGGGGCGGACAAUAUCACAAAAAUUUAAUACGGCUCUUCUUCGGGAUAAUGACAAACUCAAUAAAUUCAAGAUAACCCUCAGCAAUAAGUUCCAAGCCUUUCAUGAUCUACUCAAUGGAGAAGGAACUACUAUGGAGAGCAACUGGAAAGAGAUAAAAGAAGCAACCACUUCAACAUGUCAUGAGGUUCUGGGCCAAAAGAAGCACCAUCACAAGGAAUGGAUCACGAUCGAUACACUGGAUAUGAUUCAAGAAAGGAGGAACAAGAAGGCUGCAAUCAAUACCAGCCUAACAAGAGCAGGAAAAGCCAAGGCACGGGCUGAAUACACAGAAGUAAACAAGCAAGUGAAGAGGAGCAUCAGAACCGACAAACGUAAAUAUGUGGAAGAUUUAGCAAUGACGGCGGAAAAGGCUGCCAGAGAAGGAAACAUGAGACAACUGUAUGACACAACAAAGAAACUCGCUGGAAAUCACCGUAAACCAGAACGACUAGUGAAAACCAACAUUGAAGAACAACGAAACAAGUGGGUAGAACACUUCAAAGAACUCUUGAAUCGACCAGCCCCACUAAACCCACUCAAGAUCGAAGCAGCACUCACGGACCUCCCAAUCGAUGUUGGCCCACCAACAACUGAAGAAAUCAGUAUGGCUAUCAGACAAAUUAAGAGUGGCAAAGCAGUAGGACCAGACGAAAUUCAAGCAGAGGCACUGAAAGCAGACGUAGUGGUAACUGCAAGGAUACUCCACAUUCUCUUCAGCAAGAUUUUGGGUGAGGAACAGGUACCAACAGACUGGAAAGAAGGACUUCUGGUCAAAAUAUCAGAGAAAUGCGAUCUCAGCAACUGUGACAACUACAGGAGAAUCACUCUUCUCUCAAUACCAGGAAACGUCUUCAACAGGGUAUUGUCAAACAGGAUGAAGGACUCCAUAGACGCACAACUUCGUGACCAACAGGCAGGAUUCCGUAAGGAUAGAUCGUGUACAGAUCAAAUCGCAACUCUACGGAUCACUGUAGAACAAUCAAUUGAAUGGAAUUCAUCACUCUACAUCAACUUCAUUAACUAUGAAAAAGCAUUCGACAGCGUGGACAGAACAACCCUAUGGAAGCUUCUUCGACACUACGGCGUGCCUGAGAAGAUAGUCAAUAUCAUACAGAAUUCCUAUGAUGGAUUAAACUGCAAAAUCGUUCAUGGAGGACAGUUGACAAAGUCGUUCGAAGUAAAGACUGGUGUUAGGUAAGGUUGCUUAGUCUCACCCUUUCUCUUUCUCCUGGUGAUCGACUGGAUCAUGAAGACAUCAACAUCUGAAGGGAAGCACGGGAUACAGUGGAUAGCUAGGAUGCAAUUGGAUGAUCUAGACUUUGCAGAUGAUCUGGCUCUUCUAUCGCAAAUGCAACAACAAAUGCAGGAGAAGACGACCAGUGUAGCUGCAGCCUCAGCAGCAAUAGGUCUCAAUAUACACAAAGGGAAAAGCAAGAUUCUCCAAUACAACACAGCAUGCACCAAUCCAAUCACAAUUGACGGAGAAGCUUUGGAAGAUGUACAAACAUUUACAUAUUUGGGCAGUAUCAUCGAUGAACACGGUGGAUCUGAUGCAGAUGUGAAGGCACGGAUCAACAAAGCAAGAGCAGCAUAUUUACAACUGAAGAAUAUCUGGAACUCAAAACAAUUAGCAACCAACACCAAAGUCAGAAUUUUCAAUACAAAUGUCAAAACAGCUCUACUGUAUGGGGCGGAAACCUGGAAAACUACGAAAUCCAUCGUCCAAAAGAUACAGGUGUUUAUUAACAGUUGUCUACGCAAAAUACUUCAGAUCCGCUGGCCGGACACUAUAAGCAACAACCUACUGUGGGAGAGAACAGAUCAGAUCCCAGUGGAGGAAGAAAUCAGGAAGAAGCGCUGGAAGUGGAUAGGGCACACAUUGAGGAAAGCACCGAACUGCGUCACAAGACAAGCCCUCAUAUGGAAUCCUCAAGGCCGAAGGAGGAGAGGAAGACCAAAGAAUACAUUACGCCGAGAAAUGGAGAUAGAUAUGAGAAAAAUGAACAAGAAUUG